CAUUGUGACUCGGGCUGUCGCCGUCGUCGCACCGCAACUCGAACGGCUCCACACGCGCGCUCAGUCAGCUGUUCUCGACACGACUCCGCGAGGUAACUCGAGGCCUAGAUAAGCCGCUGUGCGGUGUAGCAUGGAGCUGUUGUGCGCGGAACGCGUGAGCCCCGGCAGCGAGCGGGCGAAGGCCGGCCCGACGCCCGCCGCCGCCGCCGACCCCGUGCUGCUGCGCCGGCGCGUGCUGGACAACCUAUUGCGCACCGAGGAGAGCUACGCCGUCACCGCCAAUUACUUCGGCACCGUGCAGACCGAGAUCACCCCUCAUAUGCGCCGAGUGGUCGCCGAGUGGAUGUUAGAGGUUUGCGAAGAUCAGAACUGCCAGGAAGAGGUGUUCACGCUGGCGAUGUCCUACCUUGAUCGGUUCCUUAGUACCUGCACGGUUGGAAAAAGUCAGCUCCAACUGCUGGGCACGGCCUGUUUGCUGCUAGCGUCCAAGCUACGGGAACCGAGUUCGCGAGGCCUCCCUGCAGAUUUACUGGUCUUCUACACGGCAAACAGCAUUACGAUUUCGGAUUUAUGCAGCUGGGAAUUGCUUGUGCUGUCGAAACUGAAAUGGGACGUCGCAGGAGUGACGGCUCACGAUUUUCUACCACUCCUGAUAUCACGAUUGCCACUCCGUGGUGGACGUGUCACCAGUGAAAUGGUGCAGAGGCACGCCCAGACCUUCAUCACAGUAGCCGUGAGAGAUUACGAGUUCACGUUAUACUCGGCGAGCACUCUCGCGGCGUGCAGCAUAGCGGCCGCUUUGCGAGGCCUAGAAUUAGACGGACACCUGCCUCGAUUACACGAACUGACAGGCAUCGAUUUGGACUGCUUACAAACGUGUCUGGAGCAAAUGGAGGAGCUGGUGCAGGGUUUGAUUGAGCGGGUAGUGUCCGUCCCAAACGGACAGAGCCGGGAGGCGUCGGGCUGGACGCCUCCUCCGAGCCAAGACAAGCCCCACAAUAACGCUGCCACACCCACCGACGUCAGAGAUGUCCACUUCUGAAAUUGUCGCUUUAACUUCGGUGCAGUACGAAAAUACUAUAAACUAGAACAUUUGAACGGUGUAUCCGUGAUCGAGGACUGAUACCAAGACUGACAAUGUGUCUAACAUAAGUACCUACUACUUAUCGUGUAUAAUUUUUAUUUAAGAACGAAGUUUAUCUUGAUAGUUGACGUCGUUUGGCCCUUUGUGCUUCUUGUAAAUGAGCGCCCAGUCUUCACAUUUCUUUCGCACGAGUGAGGCGCGUUAAAUAUCGUAGGAAAUUAAUCACCGAUAGAAUUUUCUAUUAGUUCAUAAUAGGUAUCUUGAAAUUACGAUCUACCUCUUUAUUCAUAGGAAACAAUUUUCAUUAUCGCCUGAAACGAUAAUAUUAUACAUUUAUUAUUUAAUAUAAGGUUUUGGUAUGCGAUAAUCAAAAUAUCUAAUCUAACUUACAAUUAUAACGAAAUUGCUAAAUCAUAACUCACGGGACCAAAGUGAAUUCUUCGUAGAGAAAACAUACGAGAUCCUUUUAAUUAAGUAUAUCGUAUUGCAGUCCAUAUAUUAUUAUAUUCUUCCCAAAUAACUUAAAUAUUAUAUUAUCUUGUUGAAAAAAACAUUUAUGUCACAUGGCAGAAUCAUAUUUUUUUUAAAUAUGCAUUUUAAUCACAGUAAAAGUAUAUCGGGGGAAGGCAAUAUAUUACGCUUGAAUGUUGCAACUUUAAAUAUUAUAUUCAAGAUUUAAAAUACAUUUAACAGAAAUAUAAUGGUAUUACCAACACUUGCACAGUAUAUAUAGAUUAUUUGAUAUAUUAUAGUAGAAGGACAAGGGCUACAUGAAAGUUAUAUUAUUUAUAAGAUGACAAAAUAAAGAUAGUUCUUAAAUUGUUCAGAAUCGUUGUUCCUUUUUGACACUGAACCAACAGGUAGUUUUAAGUGCCUAAUAUAUAAUGUGAUAGUUUAACUAACAGUUUAAACUUGAUUUCAUAGUCACUUCCAGUCAUAAUAUGUUAACGUAGGAGUACUAUGUUAUGUUGUAAGGUAAUAUAAGCAAAAUCUGAAAUAAAAGAAUUGUGAUUCAAUUAUUAUUAAUAGAAUAUAUUAGAUAUAGAGCGUUUCCAUACAAUAUUGUUCCUAAUACUUUGACUUUUGGAAAUAGGUAAACACACGGCGAUAGAUAUUAGAACUAGGUUUUCGUACUUAAUGGUUCUAUUCUGUUGUAGAUAGGAAUUUAGUAUAGACGAUUUAAGUUUAACUUUAAAAUGUGAUAGUUUCCACAGAUAUUAUAAUAGAUAUAAUUGUGUGUAAGUACGGGUGGCGUAGUUAGCUAACUUAAGGAUUGCUAUAAGUCGUGUGCAUUUAAAAGAAUUAGUUAUUUUAAAUAGUUUAGUCCAACGUCUUCCAUGUAAGUAAGCUUCGAAUGUAGCCGCAGCACGGCUCACAUAUAUUUUUGUUCUACUUUAACAUUUUCUCUAUUUUAUUGGGUUAACUUUGUAAAUAUGAAAGUGUACAUAUAAAGUAUAUUUGCUGUAAGCAUUUGGUGCCAUAAGUAAAAUGACUAUAAAGUAUUCCUCAUAAUCGAUAUUAAUGAGCGACCUAACUGUUAUAUACCUUUAAAAAUUUAUCUGCAAUUUGAGUAGUUUCGUUUAACGGACGAGGAAUGUAAAUAUGUCGGUUGUGGUGAACACACAAAUAUAUCGUUUCACAGAAUAACAUCUUUUAUAUCUUAGUAUUCUAUUGUUUGUGAAACUGGGGAAACGAUUCGCUUAGUCUUGACCUAGAAUUAUUUUUGCUUUUGGCUUUGGAUAGGCUUUAAGCUCUUAGUUUAGAUUAUAAGUUCGAGGAAUAUAUUAAGAAAUAAGUACUGAACAUGGAAGUAGGCCGUUCGCCCUUCUCACAACUGACGUGAUCUUAAAAAUUUGCGCACAUACGUCGAAAUUCGAAAGAUCAAAAAUAUUUUUAAGCUGAAUGUGGUUUGACACUGAUUUGAUUUUGUGAUGUAUUUUUAAGUAUAUUAUCUGUAAUAAAAGUUCGUUGACUUUAAUAUGUUGUAGAUAAUCGAAAUCUGCAAUAAAAAUGUUCAAAAUUAA
Pieris napi is the source of this 3108-nucleotide messenger RNA. RefSeq names its product G1/S-specific cyclin-D3-like. Gene Ontology annotation, biological process: mitotic cell cycle phase transition; regulation of cyclin-dependent protein serine/threonine kinase activity; positive regulation of G1/S transition of mitotic cell cycle. Gene Ontology annotation, molecular function: cyclin-dependent protein serine/threonine kinase regulator activity. Gene Ontology annotation, cellular component: cytoplasm; nucleus; cyclin-dependent protein kinase holoenzyme complex. The transcript is spliced from 5 exons. Lineage: Eukaryota; Metazoa; Arthropoda; Insecta; Lepidoptera; Pieridae. The coding region runs from base 131 to 1042 and encodes 303 amino acids. The record is from RefSeq and is a predicted model, not a curated record.